Molecule: messenger RNA, 3243 nt
Organism: Anneissia japonica
Lineage: Eukaryota; Metazoa; Echinodermata; Crinoidea; Comatulida; Comatulidae
Product: nicotinamide/nicotinic acid mononucleotide adenylyltransferase 3-like
Exons: 10
Coding region: 27-944 (305 amino acids)
Biological process (GO): NAD+ biosynthetic process
Molecular function (GO): nicotinamide-nucleotide adenylyltransferase activity; nicotinate-nucleotide adenylyltransferase activity
Source: RefSeq, a predicted model, not a curated record
UGAAUGACAUCAACUCAGAACGAAAAAUGGCUUCCAGCACUUCUACUCGUCGUGUGGUUUUAUUAUGUUGUGGGUCAUUUAAUCCCAUAACUAACAUGCAUUUGAGAAUGUUUGAAAUUGCAAGAGAUUACUUACAUCGCACAGGAAAAUACCAAGUUUUAGGAGGAAUUAUUUCACCUGUAAAUGAUGCAUAUGGAAAAAAGGAUUUAAUUGAAAGUAAACAUCGACUAGAGAUGUGUCGCUUAGCUCUGCAGACAUCUGAUUGGAUAACAGUUGAUUCGUGGGAAUGUGAGCAGAACCAAUGGCAUCCAACAAUGAAGGUAUUAACACAUCAUCAGAAAGCAGCACUUGCUAAUUAUAAUGCAUGUAAAGGUGUGCAGGUGAGAGGUGUAAAGAGACGGAGACAAGACAACGACCAGUGCACAGGUUCCCAAGAUAUCAACUAUGGGGAAAAUAAUGCAAGGACAUCACAACGGCUACGAGGUCGUUACAAGCCGAUCCAGUUGACAAACAUGCCUACAUUGACUAAAACGAAACGUUGUGUACAUUCUCAAGUAGAUGUUGAGACAACUCAAGAUCAGAGUGACAGUGAUUUGCAAGUGAAGUUACUAUGUGGUGCUGAUCUCCUGGAGUCAUUUGCUGUUCCAGGACUUUGGGCUGACCAAGAUGUUGAGGAUAUCGUGAGCAAACAUGGCAUAGUGGUGAUAACUCGUGAAGGAUCAAACCCUCAAAAGUUUGUCUAUGAAUCUGAUGUUCUCUACAGGAAUUCAAAAAAUAUUCAAAUAGUGACAGAAUGGAUCUACAAUGAAAUAAGCUCAACAAGGAUAAGACGAGCUCUUAGUCGGAAUGAGAGUAUACGCUACCUUGUUCCCGAGAGUGUUAUUCAGUACAUCAAGACUAAUGAGCUCUACCAAAAGGACAGCAACAAGAAUAAAAGUAAAUAAACAUCUUCUGAAAGGUUCAGCUUUUGGCACCAUGGCCAAAUUUUUUUUUGUUUUUCAGAAUUACUGGGAUGCUGCUGUUUGUGUAUCACCAUUUUACCUGUGUAUAAGUUGUGGCACGGUUUUGUCAAAUAGAGUUACCAACCAAUUCUGUUUCCAUGGAUACAAUGUUUUUUUAGAGUUCAGUAUUGGUAAUUUAAGGCUAUUAUAAGACUAACCGUUGUCAUGCUAUGAUUGUAUGUUUGGAUUACACAGACAUUUACUGAUGACUAAAGGUAGCAGAGAGCAUAAUGAAAAACUCUCAAAUUUAAUUAAAAACUGAGUGUACAUCUAUCUGUCGGUACUACCAGCACUGUAGGCACAUGUCAGUAUGAACAUGGAGGUAUAAAUAGAAAUGUUGAAAAUCAGAUGUUGUGUAAUCCAAAUUUGCUAUCUGUUAGAUCAGUGGGCAUUUACACUUUCAACAAGCUUUUUCUAUCUUUCUACUACUCUCUGAACUGAAAAAUUGAAAUAAAGCAAACAUAGCCUUUGGUGGAAUCCCCUCCAUAAAGCAAAAUGUAAACGGAUGUUGCAAUGAAUGUAUUGUACAGUAGUUAGUUUUAUUGUAAACAAAUUAUGCAAUUCAAGUUUAAAGAACAUUCCUUGUGCAUCUUUGAGCUAUAAAGGCAAUGAGUCCACUGUAAAAUAUUUUAAAAACUUUGUAGCACAUUUCAUCAAUUAUAUUGAUAUAUUUUACCUUUUUUUUUUUAACCUUAAUAAAAACCAUAUUAUUUUAUUUACACAUGGUGUACCGAAAAAAAUUUGUUAUAUGUUUAAUUAUAUUAUUGCAAUACAUUUUACAUUAUUUAUUGUUAAUUUUGUAGAAGAUAAAUAUUAAGCUCAUGUUCAGUACUGUACUGUAGGAAUUCUGCUUUAGUUAUAAUUUAACAACAGCCUGACUAGUGUCCAAACCUUUUUAUCUAUCAUUAAUCCAUUGUGCAUCAUUAAUGUGUAUUCUUGAUAUUACUCUCAGCCUCUGUAAGGGUAGUUUUGAUUGUUUUGUAUCAUCAUUUGGAGCUAUUGAACAUGGUUAAUCUAUUCUGUGACCUACCCAGAGGCAGUGGAAAUUGGGUGAGCUUGUGCAGCAGUGCAUAAUGGCAGAUGUAGUAUUUAGUUGUGUAUGGGACAAUUUUAAUGGAAACGAUUAAGUAUUUAUAUAUCCUUUAGGUUAAGUGUUGCUGCCAUAUUGACACAGUAGCAGACAACCGUAAGAGGUACCCAUUUAUACUUGUAGGUGGGGAAAAGCAAUGCAGAUAAAGUGCCUUGCUCAAGGACAUAAGCGAAGUGCACAGCCUGAGGGUAGAAUUGAAAUCCCAACUUUGAGGUUGGCAAACCAAACUGCUUCCGAAGAUAAGAUACAGAAGAGAAAAAGGAAAAGCAAUGUGGUUAUUUGUUUAUGGCUGUAGGAAGCUGUUGUCAGUGCAAAGUGACUCUGGGAAACACCUAGUGAAAUCUAUAAUGUCACAUGAACCACUCUGAAUCGCAUCACAGUCGAGAAAUAUGGGCCAUAUUCAUAAUUAAUUACUGCAGCAUUCCAAGUUUGGCCUGGAUGUGCUGCAGCACUUUGGGAAAAUUGCAUCCAGGUGAUUACCACCUGCAAAUUAAAAAUGCGUUUCCACAGCAUGUCUACUAACAAAUCCAUUUUCUCUGUCAUUUUGGAGCAAGUUCACAGAAGUAUCCUCACAAUGCGAUCAUCUGCGACACCAAAAUUGAGAACUAGGUUGAUUAUUGUAAUGCUUGCGCCUAAUAUUUGUUGACAUACCCAUUUUAGGUCAAGAGUCAAACAAUGAAAGUAUUCAGACAAAAAUGUUAUAUAUGUGAAUAAGGAAAUUUAGAAUUUUUGUUCAAAGAUUUAGUUUAUUGUCAUUGCUUAUUGAAAAACUUUUAAAUAUAAGUACAUGCUUGUGUCACAGUAAUGGUAUACAAUCAUUGCUUCUUUAGAAAAAAAUAUAUUUAGAUUUUUAUGCACACCAUGUUUUGCUUACGGCCUGUAACCACACACAUUGUUGUUGAUAUGAAAUAUCCUAAUAGAAAUAUGUAAUUAUUUUAUCCACAGAAAUACAUUUUAUACAUUACAGUAGUUUUCUUUUGUCUAGAUGCAUUUGGUAGAAGUGUUUUUCUAAAUAAUUUUUUCCCCUUCUUUCAAAAGCAGUUAUAUAUAUAUAUUUGAAUUUAUCUACUUUCCUAAAUCAUGAUGUGAUAAUGGGGCUUAGCUUCUAUUUUGUGAAUUGAAUAAAUACUAUACUUUUUAUAUUCCUAGCUA